Molecule: messenger RNA, 1124 nt
Organism: Eucalyptus grandis
Lineage: Eukaryota; Viridiplantae; Streptophyta; Magnoliopsida; Myrtales; Myrtaceae
Product: protein OSB2, chloroplastic
Exons: 5
Coding region: 68-901 (277 amino acids)
Biological process (GO): mitochondrial DNA replication; positive regulation of helicase activity
Cellular component (GO): mitochondrial nucleoid
Molecular function (GO): single-stranded DNA binding
Source: RefSeq, a predicted model, not a curated record
GCGCGCAGCGCAGCCCCAGUCGAGAUAAGACGCGAGUCCACAGAGCGACACAGAGAGAGAGAGAGAGAUGGCGUUGAAGCAGACGCUGCUAUCCACUGCAAACGCCAAGCCCUUCGUCUUCCCGGCACCGAACUCUUCUGGGUCUCCUCCGAACUCGCUCCUCCUCUCGUUCGCGCCGACCGUCGAGCACCUGACCCGCAGCGCCCGGCUGAGGUGCUCCCUCCAGGCGGCCGCGUACCCGAGGCCCCAGGAGAUCCAGUGGAGGAAGGAGCUCACCAACUCCGUCCAGCUCAUCGGGAUCGUCUCGACCCCCGUCGAGGCCAGGGACUUGCCCUCCGGGAAGGUCGUCGCCUGGACCCGCCUCGCCGUCCGGAAGUCCCCCACCGACACGACGUGGAUAAAUUUGACAUUUUGGGAUGAGUUGGCACUUUCUGCUUCUCAGCAUCUAGAGAAAGGUCAACAGAUAUUUGUGUCUGGUCGGCUGGUUUCAGAUGUAGUUGAAAGUGAUGAAGGAAAGCAACAGACUUUCUAUAAGGUCGUUGUUCAGCAGUUAAACUUCAUUGAAAGGAACCUCUCUACAUUUGCGCUUAACGAUCAUGGGUCAGGUAGGAAUUUUGGCAGUGAUCCAGUCCACAAUAAUAGUUCCACUGUAGAACUCUGGCAAGCUUUUUUCGCCAAUCCCCUGGAAUGGUGGGAUAACAGGAAAAACAAGAAGAACCCAAAAUAUCCAGAUUUCAAGCAUAAGGAUACUGGCGAAGCUUUGUGGGUUGAAGGCAGGUAUAAUCCACCAUGGGUAAAGUCCCAGCUAGCGAAACUGGAUAUGAGAUUGGGAUCUCUUCAAACACAGGAUGCCAGAAUGCCAGUGAGUGCAAUGGCCGGUGAUGAUGCUCUAGGUUUCUAGCUAUUUGUGUGCCGAUAAAGUUAUUCAUCUGUAUAGCUCUGUCAAACCCCCUUUGUUCAGCAAACCCCAGUAAAGUCUCUCAAUAGGUUUUGUUAUUAUCACCCAAUUUGCUCACGGUUUUCCCCAUUAACCGCAUUGAUCACAAGUCUCUAUACUACAUCAGUUUAAGAUCAGUUUAGGAGGCUCAACUAAAAUUCUUUAUUGAGCAAAUAGUGUUGCCUUC